AACUUUUUCCAAAAGUACCGCCUGUGGACAUCAAUUACACACGUAAUGAAUUCACGGGAGCACAAGAACCAACUAAUUUUUUGGGUUCUUGCAUUCAUUACAGAUUCAUUGCACAGAACCGCUCUUAGGGCAAUCCACCUGUCCCUCCGGUACAAAAGUUAUCUGAGCUUUUUAUGCAAUUCUUCAGCAAAUAACAAAAUCAAUGCUUUCUGUUGUCCAAUUAGCGCAAAUCCGUGCAAGGAAACAGAGUAAUUAAAGAGAUAACACAGCCAUUGAUGGAAUGUUUAUUAACUACUAUUUUGUGCGGCCAUUAAUGAAAGAAUUUUAUUUUUAGGGUACAUACAGUGACUGCGACUCCUAACAGAUAAAGCCUCCCUCGCAUAUUGUCUUUUCGGCCAUUAAUGGAAAGUGUACAUUCCCAAACGUGGAAGGUGCAGAUUCAAUCCGGAGAGCUUGGAAUGCAAUUUGUAGAGCAAUUUCAGACAAAUUAGCAAUUAUAUCUUUCGGAUACCCUGCGAAAGAGAUAAAACCUACCUAAAAUAGCAUCUACUUUUUGUAUCUUAUCAUUUGAGUGAACACGUAUGGCUGGAUUUGAGAGGUUUGAGAUCAUAACCAGAGCACGGCUCAGUCGCUUUUCCUUGCAGGUAAAGUUUUUGAGACUUGAAAUGGGGAGAGAAAGAAUAGAACUGAAGAAAAUAGAGAAAGCAGCAGCGAGGCAUGUCACUUUCUCGAAACGGAGGAAGGGUUUGAUAAAAAAGGCGAAGGAGCUUGCCGUUCUGUGCGACGCCGAUGUCGGGCUAAUCAUUUUUUCUGCAACGGGAAGGCUCUUCGAGGACUCCAAUUCCAGCAUGAAGAUGAUCUUGACGAAGUAUUCUAAAAGCUUUACUGGAAUUUUAAAUAUUGAGGUUGAUAAUCAAGACCUCGGAAGGAUAAAACAAGAAAUGGAAAAUAUUAACUAUAAUUUGAGGCAUAUGGAUGGAGAGGACCUACAAGGGCUAACCAUAAAAGAGAUUCAAUUCCUAGAACAAAUGUUGGAAGUUGGGUUGCAUAGAAUUCGAUCAACAAAGCAGGGAAAGCAACUUGAAGAGGAGAAUGCUAGACUUCGCCUGGAGGUUGAGCAGUUGAAACAGCGUUUCAAUUUGGAGAAUAACUCUGCAGUGGAAUCUUUGUUGAUUGAGCCUUUGGAAACUCGUCACCAUUCUCAGUCACCUGAAAGUAUACAUAAUUCUUACACUCCCACGAGCCAACACAAAACAGGCAUUCAACACAAUGAAGCUUUAGAUGCUUCCUUGCAAUUGAGGUUGUCCAUUUGAUACCUGGUUUGGUAUUCACUCACGAAGCAAAUUUGAUGGUGACUGUUUAUAUGGACGUGCUAACCAUGUAGAGGGGCAAGGCGUACUGAAGGGGGGGAUGUGGGCAGGAGGGAAAGAGAAUAUGAUUUUAUGGGAAAUUUCUGUCAAGUGUAGAGAGAAAAGAAACAACCAAGUGUGAUUAUGCGUGAACAUAUGAUUUUGUGUAGGCUAAUUCAUGACUCUCAUGGUGUCAAGUCAAAGUUGUUAUUGUCACUGGCAUGUAUGAACAUGGUCUAUUUUAGUGGUAUGAAUGUGGGCUACUGAUAAGUAAGAGUAUAGAUUAAAAUGUUGAUUUUGAAGUUUAUAGUUGAUAUU
Cryptomeria japonica (Japanese cedar) is the source of this 1667-nucleotide messenger RNA. Its product is annotated as MADS-box transcription factor 23. Gene Ontology annotation, cellular component: nucleus. Gene Ontology annotation, molecular function: RNA polymerase II cis-regulatory region sequence-specific DNA binding; protein dimerization activity; DNA-binding transcription factor activity, RNA polymerase II-specific. The coding region runs from base 582 to 1313 and encodes 243 amino acids. Gene Ontology annotation, biological process: positive regulation of transcription by RNA polymerase II. NCBI's taxonomy places the organism in Eukaryota, Viridiplantae, Streptophyta, Pinopsida, Cupressales, Cupressaceae. The transcript is spliced from 8 exons. The record is from RefSeq and is a predicted model, not a curated record.